AUUGCAGCAUUGCCCCACUUAUUAGGAGAAAAAAAAACUGCAAAACAUUAUCCAGGUGUUCAAUUCCGGACAUUUGUGGCCGUAAGUUUAUAAAAUUAAUAUGUUUCUGCAUUGCUGACAAUAAACUGUGCCAGUUAUGUAUGUGUUGCAGGUCAAACUUGAGUUCAGGUUAAUUUUGAUUUAACCUAGGUUGACUCUCAUGUCCUUUGUUUCCUAGCCCUAAUUCAUAUAUGUCUAAAGUAGCUUUAUUUACCAACUUUCUCCCUUUUAGUCCUUAUCUAUUGGCAUAUACCAUAUUCAUGCUAUCUGUUUAUUUAUGGCUUGGUGAUUAUGUUAAACGUGCAACAAAAUUUACUCAGUAAACAGUCUCUCCACUACCCACCUAGAUUAGCUCUAGCUAUUUUGCGGGCUAUUGUUAGUUAGUGUUGGAUACUUUGCAUAAUCUCUCAAUAAACUUUUGAACUUUGAACUUUGAAUUGCGGGUUCAGUAAAAUCACGGCAAAUGGAUGAAGGAAUUCCAGGAGAAAUCGAUUUUGGUUCCGGUUUGCACUGGCUCGAGUUAUCCUGACGCGACUGUAUCCUGAAAAAAUGAAAAGCAUUUGCUUUAUAAGGAAUGACUAGGAUUUACAAUUUCAUGAAAUCAUUUUUUUUUUUUUCACAGAAUGAUUCAGAUGUGAAUGCAGAAAACGAGAUACAUACAACAACAGCGCCCCGUCUCAUUUCAACGGGGGCAACAAUUGAUGAUGUUCAAUCAUUGGUGUUGGCAGCGGAAGGAAUUGUUGUCUGUCGUUUUAAAAAAAUCAAUAUUUUGAGUGCAGUUGUCACCUUACUUGCUAGUUAUUGUGUCUUCAAUGCCGACUAUCCUAAAGAUCAUGGUGGUCAUAGCAAGAAUGGGUAUUUAUUUCUUGAGUACAUUUUGUUG
Porites lobata is the source of this 922-nucleotide messenger RNA. NCBI's taxonomy places the organism in Eukaryota, Metazoa, Cnidaria, Anthozoa, Scleractinia, Poritidae. The record is from the annotation of a GenBank genome assembly.